UGUGUGUUUACAUUUGUUACCUACUUAACCCAUUUUAAAAAUGGCUACUUGUAGUAGAAAUUUUCACAAAUCAAACCAAAACAAGAAAACCCAUUUGCAUAAACCAUAAAUGAAAAACCCCAACUGAAAAAAAAAAAAAUUUUACCCAGCUCCUCAAAGCCUUAGAAUUCACCAAAUUUUCUCAGCUGUAAAAAUUUCAUUUUUUUUCUGGGAAAAUCAUGGAAGCUUCAGCUUUACCGGAAAAACCAGAGCUUUCUGCCGGAAACCGGCAGAAUGGAGGUGAACAAGAUGAGGAGGGAGUGAAAGGUGAAGAGGGUGACCGGAACCUUGGCGGUAACCGGUGGCCAAAAGAAGAGACUUUGGCUUUGUUGAAGAUAAGGUCUGAGAUGGAUACUGUGUUUAAAGACUCUGGUCUCAAGGCUCCUCUAUGGGAAGAGGUUUCAAGGAAAUUAUCGGAACUUGGGUAUAGUCGUAGCGCGAAGAAAUGCAAAGAGAAGUUUGAAAACAUUUAUAAAUAUCAUAGAAGAACCAAAGAAGGUCGAUCAGGCAAAACUUAUCGGUUUUUUGAUCAGUUACAAGCUCUAGAUACCCAUUCUUACCUUCCAUCUUCUUCCCCUGAAAGGAUUAAUUCUUCUAUGGUGAUGGAAAUUGACCCAAUAAGUACGGUAAAAAAUGUUGCGCCAUGUUCUAUCCAAAAUCCGAGUUUAAAUUUUAUGGACACCUCUACUUCAACUACCUCAACGACUAGUAAAGAGUCAGCGGGGACACAAAAGAAGAAGAGGAAAUUGACAGAUUUUUUUGAGAGGUUGAUGAGAGAAGUGGUAGAGAAACAGGAGAAUUUGCAAAAGAAAUUUUUAGACGCAAUAGAAAAGUGUGAACAAGAUCGGAUAGCAAGAGAGGAGGCGUGGAAGAUGCAGGAAUUGGAUAGGAUUAAGAGAGAGCGUGAACUUUUGGUUCAAGAAAGAUCCAUAGCUGCAGCCAAGGAUGCGGCAGUACUUGCUUUUUUGCAGAAGUUUUCUGAACAAUCGACUCCAGUGCAAUUGCCUGAAACCCCAGUUCCUGCUGAGAAACUUGUGGAGAGGCAAGAGUUCAGUAAUGGUGGCGAGAGUUUUUUGCAUUUGGGUUCAUCAAGGUGGCCUAAAGAUGAAGUUGAGGCUUUGAUAAAGCUAAGGACUAAUCUUGAUGGGAAUUAUCAAGAAAAUGGACCUAAAGGGCCACUAUGGGAGGAGAUAUCGGCAGCCAUGAAAAAGCUUGGUUACAACCGAAGCGCGAAAAGGUGUAAGGAGAAAUGGGAGAAUAUGAACAAGUACUUCAAGAAGGUUAAAGAAAGCAAUAAGAAACGGCCUGAGGAUGCCAAAACAUGUCCUUACUUUCACCAGCUUGACGCCAUAUAUAAAGAGAGGACAGCAAAGAAGGUUAUUGAUCCUGUUAACCCCAUCUAUGAGUUGAAGCCCGAAGAACUCUUAAUGCACAUGAUGGGUUCCCAAGAAGAGCGACAACAACUGGACUUAGCAACAGACAACAACGGUGAAAGUGAAAACGUCGAUCACAAUCAAGAAGAUGGAGAUAACGAAGAUGAGAACGAGCAGGACGAUUAUCAAAUAGUAGCUACUAAUCCAUCUUCAGUAGCAAUCAUGGGGUAAGGGGUAAAAAAAAAAAAAAAAACACAAACAGGGAAGUUCCUUUUAGAACUAAAGUAAUUGUUGUGCUCAACUUUAAGAUGUGGGUCAUGUCCUCUUUACACAAAGCGUGAUAGUCAAUUUCCAUUGGGCUCAUUCCAUAGCCUACUACUGCAUCAUAGUUUUUGUGGGUCAAAUUUUCCAGCAUUUAAACCUUCGAUAUUCAAACAUAUGAAGGUAUCUGGGAAUAUGGCUGAGUGUCUAGCUUUAUAUUGUAUUAUAUGUUCCAUCAUUUGUUGAAUAAAUGUUGUGAAAGAGAGAUAGUGGGAGAGAAGCUUAGAGAGUAGAAUAAGAUUAGGUGGUGUAAUGUAUAUUUAAUAUUUACAUUUACAUUUAUAUAUAAAUCAAUGUAACACUGUGCUUUUAUUUUA
Pistacia vera is the source of this 2050-nucleotide messenger RNA. RefSeq names its product trihelix transcription factor GT-2-like. Bases 219 to 1643 code for a protein of 474 amino acids. NCBI's taxonomy places the organism in Eukaryota, Viridiplantae, Streptophyta, Magnoliopsida, Sapindales, Anacardiaceae. The record is from RefSeq and is a predicted model, not a curated record. The transcript has 2 exons.